This is a messenger RNA of Acaulospora morrowiae, 1788 nucleotides long. The record is from the annotation of a GenBank genome assembly. NCBI's taxonomy places the organism in Eukaryota, Fungi, Glomeromycota, Glomeromycetes, Diversisporales, Acaulosporaceae.
AUGAACGUACAUCCAGAACGCACACUUUCCUCUACUUCUCCCACGAACUUUACUAGCGCUCUCUCAUCAGGUGGUGGCGUCACGAGUAAAACAAAAACUUUGUCAAUUUCCUUGGACAAAUCAAAACAGAAAUCACUAAAGGUCACAAAAAAUAAAACCCCUCCAACCUCUCCGAAAACAAAAUUUACAAAAAGCAAAUUCUUUCUAUCAAAACGACCAAAACUUGAUACCUCAACCGCUAAAGUGUCAAAUAGCACUUCCCCUACCGUACAAAAAAAGCCACGUCCAAUCUCGCCGGUCACGAGCAAGCCUACGGACAAUCCAGAAAAAAAGUCUUCGGUGAAGAGAUCGGUGUCCGUUUCUACGUCACGUUCGGAUUCGAAUUCCAGUUUUAUCAACUCUCCGACUUCUCUUCUCAAAAAAAAAAAGUUACCAGUGGUAGUCGAACCGAAUCCGGAAAAUCCGUCAUCCAGCACAUCCUCGCUCACCAUAACUACCGAUAUAUCAUCGACCCCUUCAUCCUGCGAAUCCUCUCCGCACACACCAACUUCAAGUCAAGCGACCACUCUCACCAUGCAAUCCCCAUCGACUCCUUCUCUAACAUCCGAUCAGACAAUCGACGACGACGAGGAUCAUUUGGAUAUCACCAUGUUUUUGGCUGCUCCUCGUUUAACACAACGCGUAAGGUUAAGUUCAGGUAGGGUGGUCAGUUUUUCCGAGGUUGGCGAUAGGAAUGGUUUCCCGGUUUUCGUGUUCCUGGGUAUGGGUUGCGUGCGAUAUUUCAUUGCUUUUUUCGAUGACUUGGCGUUGAGCUAUGGUCUAAGGUUAAUAUGCCCUGACCGUCCGGGCAUUGGACUUUCGGACGAUGUGAAAUCGGAUGAACAAGAAGUAUUAAAAUGGCCAGGUGUGAUAGAUGAACUUUGUAAUAUACUAGAUAUACCGCAAUUCUUCUUGAUGGCUCAUAGCGCUGGUUCCCCGUACGCUCUCGCUUGUGCGAUAAAGAUUCCUCAGAGGAUCAAGGGCACCAUUUAUCUUGUGUGCCCCUGGGUGAGCACCACCGUGGCAAAUAAUUUCAAGUGGUUGCGAUUUGUUCCUACCCCCAUAAUGAAAUUCACGAAUUCAGCCGGUAUAUCAAUACAACAAAUGAUCCAUGGCCGCCAACCUUAUUCAACCAAACCGGCGUCACAGCGAACCUCCGGUGCAUUGGCCGCCCCAAUUUCAGGUGUUGAGAAAAAACAACAACUCGGGCUCGCCAUCCUCAAAGCUUCCUUCGCCGAAAAUUUGGCAGGCGCAAAUAACGAUUUGAUGAUGUGCUUUGAAAGGCAUAGACCUUUCGGAUUUUCAUACACUGAUGUUGAUAUCCCCGUUCACGUGUUUCACGGGACAAAGGACGAGCGAGUCCCGGUAUCGGCGGUGCAAUGGAUGGAGGAGAAUAUGCCAGACUGCAGGUUAACGUUGAUCGAAGGCGGAAGGCAUUCGUUGUUCCUUCGCGCUGAAGUUGUGGAUACGAUAUUCAAAUCGAUGGCCGUACAAUUUCACGUGAGAGGAUCAUGUCGGAUGUGUAAAGUGUCGACAAAAUGUUGGUUACAGGAAGAAGCCGAACGGCUAAAGAAAGAGAGGGAAUUACAAAUUCAAAAAAAGGUAGAAUCCUCUUUCGCAAAGUUGACGAGAAAAGCCUCGGAUAUAGAUAUGAGAGCAGGAAAUCAAAAAUUUGUCAUGGAUCGAUCUUCGGCGGAUCAAAUACCUCAAGCUGGGGAGAAAUUACUUUCUGUAUAUACAUAUUUCUAA